Molecule: messenger RNA, 4739 nt
Organism: Cheilinus undulatus (humphead wrasse)
Lineage: Eukaryota; Metazoa; Chordata; Actinopteri; Labriformes; Labridae
Gene: gnas
Product: GNAS complex locus
Exons: 12
Coding region: 1466-2605 (379 amino acids)
Biological process (GO): adenylate cyclase-activating dopamine receptor signaling pathway; sensory perception of chemical stimulus
Cellular component (GO): heterotrimeric G-protein complex
Molecular function (GO): G-protein beta/gamma-subunit complex binding; beta-2 adrenergic receptor binding; GTP binding
Source: RefSeq, a predicted model, not a curated record
UGAGAGCCGUUUGCCCCACCCCACCUCUUCAACGCUAUCUAUCUCAAUGUACAAUUCUGAGAGAAAAAAGGGGGCAAAAAUAAUUCAGAGUAACGCCGCAAAGAAACGAUUCUCGUCCCCUCCGCCGGUUCAGUGGAGCAGACGCGGCCUCUCGGUGGUUAAAAACAAACGUCUCGCCGUUGGAUCAGUGAUUGAAAACACCGCGGUAUGUUCAUGUAUCAUGCACAUGUAACCGUAAUCUACCAUACGGAUUCAAAGGGAAUACAAAAAGCUGAGGGACUUGACAGCGGGCUGUAACGUUACCUGCGCCAAACGGGGGAAAUAACGGAGGAAUUUCCACCAAUAUCACCUGGAUAUCGCGUUAUAUUCAAGGACAUCCAACUGCCAAACACCGCCUUCGCUCGCCCAGAGAAGCUUCCCGAUGUGAGGAGAAAUACAAAUUAACGUAACAGAGAGAAAAAGGACGGAGAAGGGGCCUUUUUGGGUCUGGGCAAACCCUCCGAAAAAGAAGCAAGCAACAUCAUCUGUUGACCGGGGGAGGAAAUACAUUUGACAUCGACUAAAAAGAGGAUAUUAUCGAUAACAACGACAACCCCUCCUUCCUAAAAACGGUGUAUAAUGUGACGGAUUUGUGAUAGAGAAAGAAGCCCCGGUGUAGCCUGAUGAUUCACAUGCCGUCAUUUUAAGAGGAAAUAUUUAUUUUUUAUUUUUUUCACCCGCUCUCUGCUUCAUGGUGGAAGGAUUGCUAACAUAUCGUAGCUAUUUAACCUAAAAUAUCUAUUUAAAGGUGGCAGAAAAGAAGAAAAAUAGGGCUUUGGUUGUGAGUGGAAAUGAAUUGAGAGGCAGUGUGAGAUAUCUGCCGAAGAUGGGCUCCGGAGGAGACAUUUGCUAAGAAAUUUAAGCAUAAAAGCGUGGAAAUAUAUACGUUUUAGAAAGCAGCCGUGUCGAUUUUAACGCCUGUAAGGAAAUAGGACCACCAUUCACGUACAUCGCAAGGCUGGUAAUCUCACAUCCACUCUCAUAUCAAUGUUGAUGACUUCAUUGCGGAUUUACAGUGAAAAACACAAGAACCAAGCGUCUGAGAGGGCGGCAUCGUUGCUCUGCUCCUUUCUGAGGGAUCUCUUGUUGAUAAAUCGCCAGUAAAUAGCCACAUCCAUCCUUACAUUCACGUCUCCAAAAGCCUGGUGGAGCCUGACAUUUUUGAAAAUCUGUGUCAGCUGCAUCUGGCAACAUAAAUGUCACCCAUUUUGAGCCAGGUGUUCCUCUGCUGGUCCAGUCUAGGAAUUUUGGAUUGAUUGAUUUUUUUUUUUCUUCUGAUCAACACCCUCCCUCCUUCCUCCUUCCCACCCUCCCUACACCCAGCCACCAAACAUCCACCCACCCACCUACCCUCCUUGCCUGCCUGCCUGCCUGCCUGCUUGCCUGCCUCCCCCCCUUGAACCUAUCACUGGGUUUUUGGGAAAAGAUGGGCUGUCUUGGCAAUAGUAAGACUGAAGACCAACGAAAUGAGGAGAAGGCACAGAGGGAAGCCAACAAAAAGAUAGAGAAGCAGCUCCAAAAAGACAAACAGAUAUACCGGGCCACUCACCGGCUACUACUAUUAGGGGCCGGUGAAUCCGGGAAAAGCACGAUAGUCAAGCAGAUGCGAAUAUUGCACGUAAAUGGCUUCAAUGCAGAGGAGAAAAAGCAGAAAAUCAAUGAUAUUAAAAACAACAUUAAAGAGGCUAUAGAGACGAUCGUGGCUGCGAUGGCGGUGCUCACACCACCAUGCCAGUUAGCCUGCCCUGCAAACCAAUGCCGAAUCGAUUAUGUCCUGAACCAAGUCAACCAGAAGGACUUUGAGUUUCCUUCAGAGUUUUACGACCAUUCAAAGAUCCUCUGGCAGGACGAGGGUGUGCGGGCCUGCUGGGAAAGAUCCAACGAAUAUCAGCUCAUCGACUGCGCACAGUAUUUCCUGGACAGGAUUGAUGUUGUCAGGCAGAGUGACUACACACCCACUGAUCAGGACCUGUUGAGAUGCAGAGUACUGACAUCUGGGAUCUUCGAGACAAGAUUUCAAAUAGACAAAGUCAAUUUCCAUAUGUUUGAUGUUGGAGGUCAGAGGGAUGAACGUCGGAAAUGGAUCCAGUGUUUCAACGAUGUGACAGCUAUCAUCUUUGUGGUGGCAAGUAGCAGCUACAACAUGGUGAUCAGAGAAGACAAUCAGACCAACAGACUACAGGAAGCCCUCAACCUUUUCAAGAACAUCUGGAACAACAGGUGGCUACGGACCAUAUCUGUAAUCCUCUUCCUGAACAAGCAGGACCUGCUCGCUGAGAAAGUUUUGGCAGGAAAAUCAAAAAUUGAGGAUUACUUCCCGGAGUUUGCUCGCUACACUACACCAGAUGAUGCAAUACCGGAGCCCGGCGAGGAUCCACGCGUCACAAGGGCAAAGUAUUUCAUCAGAGAUGAGUUUCUGAGGAUCAGCACAGCCAGCGGAGACGGACGACAUUACUGCUACCCCCACUUCACCUGCGCUGUUGACACAGAAAACAUCCGCCGCGUCUUCAAUGACUGUCGGGACAUCAUACAGAGGAUGCACCUACGGCAGUAUGAGCUCUUGUGAUGGGCAACGGCGUCUGGCCUACUUAUCUACCUACCAACCUACCUAUCUACGACCCCACGACCAGUUAGCCAAUCUACCCCUCCACUUUGACCCAAACUCCACCAAACAACCGAGAGAGUGACUGACAGACGGCCUGCCCUCCCUCCCCUCCAACCCAAUAGAACCUUUCGGAUUUCAAAGAGACACAACAAUGGGACAGCUUUCUUUUUUUUUAAAGGAAACACUUACUAAUACAACAUCAUCAUGUUUAGCCUGGACAAACUGCUGUAUUCAGCUACAUUUUGACCCAGGAUUAAGGGUCAGGACUGGAAUCCCUCAGUGCAGGCUUUCCCUCCUUUAAGCGAUCUUUGUCUCUCAGAUUUAUGAACACAAACACACUCGCAGGUACACACACACACUACACAUUAAGACAUUCAGAGCCCAUCGGUGGGUUUUAAUGUCUCAUAUCAAGCCACACACCAACACACAGACCCUUUUAACAUCUAAGUCCUGCUUUAAACAGAUGGCAGAGGCUGAGUUAAAUAAUGUAUUCUGAGAGAGAGUGGAGUUUAUUCACCACGUGCUGAAGAAGGAGCCGAAGGAGGAGGAGGAGAAGAAGAAAACGAUGGACACGGAGGGCGGCGAACUGAUACAGAGGAGGGCUGUGAGCCUUUUUGUGCCAGAACAGACAAACUAAUUGACUAACGGCUGCCUGUGGACGUGAGCGUGACUCGAACUUUACACCACGCAGCUCACAUAUCCUGCUCUUAAAACUAAUCGAGAAGGAAUGGCAGAAACCAACUUAAAAAAAUAGAAAAGGAAAAAAAAUAAGAAAAAUAUCAUACAAUGCAUAAAUUCAUGCAUACCAGUGAACUUCAUGCAGUGCAAAAAAUCCAAGCUAUAUAUAUAGAUAUUUAUAUAUGUGUGUAUAUAAAUAUGUAUAUAUAUAAAUAUAAAUAUUAUAUAUUCCUGUAAUAACACGAUUCAACUUCUACGUUUUUGUUAGUUUUUACCCCAUGUUGUGUGUCGGUGUACACUGUGUGUGUGAUCUGCCUUUGUGCACCAUUUAAACCCCGCUACCUACACACACAAACACAUAUUUACACAAACGCAUACAUCUUUGCGCCCCCUGCCCCUGCUGCUAUUUGAAAUCUAUUCAACAUAUGGGAAAUAAAGAAGAGGCUUUAUUUAAUGAGGAAAAAUAUCAACACAAAAGGAAAGCAUGAAGUGAAAGAAAUGACAUUAUCAAGACUGGAUGCAACAUUUUACCUUGGAAUACCCACACUGACACGUACAUACACGCUCAAGCCCUCAUCAGCCCCCGACGUCCUUCCCAUCCAUAACUUUCGUCUUACUCUCUCACCUCUCCCAGUCCCACGUUCCUCCCCUCCUCCAGGCUUUAAGUACGUCUGUCUUUAUUUUACUGCUGGACUAUUAUUCUUGUACAGACUGUAAAAUGUAUUAUUUUGUACAACUUUAUUGAAGAAAAAAAUAACUUGUAGAAGAUCCCUGUGCCUUGAUCACGACUGUACGUGUAAAAAUGAGCUAAUAUGUAAGUUAUGUUUCACUGCGCUGUACAGCUGGACGGGUCUGUCCCACCUCGUCCGUGCUAGCUCGUCCCCCCUGCAGGAUGGAGGCUGGGGGGGAAGGGCAUCGGAUCGGGGCGGAGGCCUUUUGUCUGUUGCUUAGUCCCCCCCCCCCCCCCCCCCCCCACAUUUGUUUGUUCGUUGAUUCAUUUGUUUUGCUUUGACUCUCCUCUGAUUCUGAUUUAUAUAAUAGGAUUUGAAAAAAAUGAAGAAAAAAAAGAUAAUCAGACACACCACCUUAAUGAUGUGUAGUGAAAGAUACUGAACCCUAACACGAUUUAAUAUAUAUAAAAUAUAUUUCAGAUUUUAUAUUUUAUAUAUAUGUACUGUACACUUAUAUCUAUGUCCCCUAUGUGAGCUGUCCCCCAGGUUUCCUUUGCCUUUUGUCAGUAACAUCUGCAUACAUUUCAGGAAGGUGGCGAUUCUGGGAGCAACGGGAUGGGUAUACAUUUCCUUAUUUUUUAUUUUUAGCUUUAACUCUUUUGAAGGAGACGGGAAUAUCCAGUUGCAAAACAUUGCUUGUUUCUACAUAAACCAAAUUCUUUUUGCUUAAAGAAGAAGAAACAGUU